Messenger RNA from Nylanderia fulva, 1920 nucleotides. Its product is annotated as mitochondrial glutamate carrier 1. NCBI's taxonomy places the organism in Eukaryota, Metazoa, Arthropoda, Insecta, Hymenoptera, Formicidae. Gene Ontology annotation, molecular function: L-glutamate transmembrane transporter activity; L-aspartate transmembrane transporter activity. The record is from RefSeq and is a predicted model, not a curated record. Gene Ontology annotation, biological process: aspartate transmembrane transport; malate-aspartate shuttle; L-glutamate transmembrane transport.
AGGUGGCAGCAUUGCGAGUACAUGUGCGGAGUUUGCGUGUCGUAACGUGUGGAAAAACAAGUCUGAUAUAUAAUCGGAGAGCUCCUGUCAUAAAAUUACUGAUAGACCACCAGCAGCUGAUGCUGCUGGCAGAAUCGGCGAUAUAGAAAUAUAUUCCAGUAGUUUAUAGUCGAUUGAGUUUUUUCUCCAUCUCGUCCGAGGCACAUCCGUGGGACAUUGAAGUCGGGACGACCACUUCAGUGUACGUCGGAUUUCCUUGACACUAGGUGAGUGUGAGACCGAUCACGUCAAAGUUAUAUUACGGGACCUUAAUCCACAAUAAUAAUGGCACAGAAUAGUCCACAAUCUACGGAACAAUUUAAGCUUGUACCAAAAAUCAUAAAUGGCGGAAUUGCUGGAAUUAUUGGAGUUUCCGUGGUGUUCCCGCUUGAUUUGGUUAAAACGAGAUUACAAAAUCAAGUUAUCGGCCCACAGGGAGAACGGAUGUAUAAAUCAAUGUUUGAUUGUUUUAAAAAGACUUAUAAAGCAGAAGGAUAUUUUGGAAUGUAUAAAGGAUCUGCUGUAAAUAUAUUGUUGAUUACACCAGAGAAAGCCAUCAAACUUACUGCCAAUGAUACAUUUAGACAUUAUCUUUCCCCCGGACCCGGACAAAAAUUGCCAAUAGAACGUGAAAUGCUCGCCGGCGGCUUGGCAGGAGCAUGCCAAAUAAUCGUUACCACUCCGAUGGAACUGCUCAAAAUACAAAUGCAAGACGCUGGCAGAGUCGCCAUGGCAGCUAAAGAAGCGGGUAAAACAGUACCGAAGAUAUCUGCUUGGUCAUUGACGGUGAAUCUACUUAAGAAACGAGGUAUACUUGGGCUGUAUCAGGGAACCGGCGCCACGGCACUCAGAGAUGUUACGUUUUCCGUUAUUUACUUUCCUCUAUUCGCCAGGUUGAACGAUCUCGGUCCGAAACGAGAAGACGGUUCAUCUGUAUUCUGGUGUUCAUUCCUUGCCGGAUGCGCUGCUGGUUCAACGGCCGCAUUAAUGGUGAAUCCAUUUGACGUAAUCAAAACUAGAUUGCAAGUUAUCAAAAAAGCACCUGGUGAACCAACGUACAACGGAGUAUUAGAUUGUAUAACGAAGACAUUUAAAAACGAGGGACCGACAGCGUUCUUCAAAGGCGGUGCUUGCCGAAUGAUCGUCAUAGCGCCGUUGUUUGGAAUAGCGCAAACCGUCUAUUAUCUCGGUGUAGCCGAAUGGCUGCUGGGAUUGAAGUGAAAUCGUCAUAUCUUGCCGAUCCGUGCCAUUUAAAUGCUCUGGGAAAUUGACAAUAAUUGCUGUAGAUGUAGUAUUUUGGCUUGAAAAUGCCCGUAACGCUAUAAGAAAAUAUCAUUGUUAGAUGGAAUCUCGCGAUCUCGCUUAUAUGUAAGAGAAAGUAAGAGAAUGUGUAUCAAUUGCCGUAAUUCUCGCAGGUCGGAAAUUAUAACGGAUUCAUAGUUGAAUGAAAUAUAUAUAAUCACAUCUUUGUUCCCGUAAAGUGCAUUAAAAUCAAAUACAACGGAAUCAAUGCGUAAAUUUAUACUUUGCGUUUGACAAAUUUGUUGAAAGAUCGAGCCAAUUUAAGCAAACAGUUGUAAUUUGGAAUUAUAUAAAUUUCCAAUAGUGCUAUGUACUAUUCAGUACUUGAAUUAUUGCAUUUUUCAAUGUAAUAAUGAUUUUAUCUUCCUCGAGUUUUAUAGAAUAUAUAUUACACGAAAUCCUCUUCACACAUUACUAUUUAUCAACAAAUCUACGAUAUAUGUACACUGGGAUGUUGUUAUAUCUACAAGACUAGCCAGUUAAAUAGUCAAUUAUAUAUGUAUAAAAACUCUUUAAGCAGAUUUAUCGUGAUAUUUUUUAAACAGUUUAAUUUAGAAUGAAAUAAUAGAAUAUUUUGUU